GUUUUAUUUUUAAAGGCGAACAGACGUGACGGAAGAGCGUCCUUCUGCAUCCUGGGUUGGAGAAAGUUAACCUAAACAAACAUGGAAUAACGGCCCUGAAACAUUUUCCUAUAAUUUCACCUGGAAGUCAUCAUUUCUGUAGAGCACGAGUGAGUUUCUCAGCAUUAUAAAAUGCGGGUCUAACUGGAAGAGAAGGCAAAUUUACCCCGGCUCAGUGGCUGCUGUUGGAAAGAACACGAGGAUGGCUUUUCCCUGUGUGCGACUGUGUCCCCGCCACAUGAGAGCAGGCCUUCAAGUCUGUUGGUAUGCAACACUCAGCAAAGCAUCCAGACCCCAGCAGAAGAGUGGCAGUGAUCCGGUCUUCCAGUAUGUUGGCCAGCACAAAAAGCCAACCCAUAAAGUGUUUGUCUGGGGCUUCAGCUUCACUGGUGCACUUGGCAUCCCUACCUUUGUAGUCCCAGACAGCGGCAGGAAAAAGCCCCGCAAAUACCAGCUUACUCCUUACCGCUUGGAGACUGCAGAACAGAUCUCCUCUGCUGCCUGUGGUUACGGUUUCACUCUCAUCGCGUCUCCAACCAAAGAUGUGACCAAAUUGUGGGGCAUGGGCCUGAACAAAGAUUCUCAGUUGGGCUUUCAGCGCACUCAGCACGACCGCCAUAAGAGCUACGACUACGUGUUGGAGCCGUCCCCGGUGGCCCUGCCUCUCGUCGAGCCUCUGCAGACCAGAGUGGUUCAGGUUGCAUGUGGACGGGCUCACUCUCUGGUCCUCACUGACCAAGAGGGAGUUUUCAGUAUGGGCAACAACGCCUAUGGCCAGUGUGGGAGGCGGAUAGUUGAAGAUGAAGUCUACAGUGGCAGUCACAUCAUUCACAAGAUAGAGGGCUUCAGCGGCAGGGUCAUCCAGGUGGCGUGUGGGCAGGACCACAGCCUUUUCCUCACAGAGACGGGAAAGGUGUUCGCCUGUGGAUGGGGUGCAGAUGGACAGACGGGUCUGGGGCACCACAACAUUAGUUCCAGUCCUGUGGAGGUGGGAGGAGAUCUAGCCGGGGUGGAAGUGCAGCAGAUCAGUACAUAUGGGGACUGCAGCCUGGCUGUUUCCAAAGAUGGGCAGCUGUAUGGAUGGGGCAACUCUGAAUACAGGCAGCUGGCCUUGGUCACACAGGCUACACAGAUGAACUCUCCUCGUCAUCUUCCUCUGAAAGGCUGCGGAAAGGUGGUUCAGGCAGCAUGUGGAGGCACACAGGUGGCCAUUCUCAACGACAAAGGAGAGAUGUUUGUGUGGGGCUAUGGUAUCCUUGGAAAAGGCCCCAAACUGUCAGAGUCUUCGACCCCAGAGAUGAUUCCCCCGACACUGUUUGGACGGUCUGAGUUUAACCCCUCAGGUGUUGUCUCCAGGAUCAGGUGUGGCCUCAGCCAUUUUGCUGCAGUGACAGAUCGGGGUGAGCUCUUCGUGUGGGGGAAGAAUGUGAGGGGUUGUUUGGGCAUCGGGAAGAAAGACGACCAGUACUUCCCGUGGCGGGUGACUGUACCAGGCCAAGUGGUGGAUGUAGCGUGUGGCGUUGACCACAUGGUGGCGCUGGCGAAGUCCCUCCUGUGAGCCUCCUGUCCUCGCCAGCGGUGGAUGAAAGCCUGGAUGUUUGGGCCGAGGCCUCCCGCUGACCCCCGGCUGCCCCGGAGAGCCGACUGGAGGCUCGGUCUGGAGCCGCGAAGCCAGCUGCUCUCCACAGGCGGUGGACCUGGUCACGCGCUGACGUCAGCGGAGGGCAGAGCGGAUGAUUGCACAGCAAACUUCCACUGACACUGCUCACUUUAUUCUUUAUUCUUAAGGUCAUGUGGGAAAGACAUCCAAGCCUCAUUUUAUCACAACUGGAGCUCAAACGAGUCGUCAGUUAAUUGAUUUUUCAGUGAUUCUGUGAAGCUGUCAGGUGGGAAUACUGAAUCUUUCUGUGAAAAUUUGCUGUUUUUAAUAAUACACUGAACAUAUUUGGCUUCUGGACAAAAUGAGACAUUGGAUGUGGUGACUGUGGACUAAAAACUGAACUUUUAUAGACUAAACAGCUCUUCUGCACACCAAGUGAUUAUAAAAAUAAACUUUAGCUGCAGCUGUAUUCCUA
This is a messenger RNA of Oreochromis aureus, 2114 nucleotides long. It is a transcript of the gene rcc1l, whose product is annotated as RCC1 like. The record is from RefSeq and is a predicted model, not a curated record. The coding region runs from base 242 to 1597 and encodes 451 amino acids. The transcript has 12 exons. NCBI's taxonomy places the organism in Eukaryota, Metazoa, Chordata, Actinopteri, Cichliformes, Cichlidae.